Molecule: messenger RNA, 140 nt
Organism: Funneliformis caledonium
Lineage: Eukaryota; Fungi; Glomeromycota; Glomeromycetes; Glomerales; Glomeraceae
Source: the annotation of a GenBank genome assembly
CUUUAGAUUCAAUUGAAUUUCAUUCAGAUGAUAUAGAAAUUGAUAUUUGUUAUGAUGAAACUUUAGUAACUUCUAUCAUUUCUUGUCAUUUAAACCAACCAUCUCAAAUUAUAAAUGUUCAUCCAAAAAUCAGACCAUUG